This is a messenger RNA of Fusarium coffeatum, 1491 nucleotides long. RefSeq lists its product as uncharacterized. Gene Ontology annotation, cellular component: membrane. Bases 1 to 1491 code for a protein of 496 amino acids. The record is from RefSeq and is a predicted model, not a curated record. Gene Ontology annotation, molecular function: glycosyltransferase activity. The transcript has 4 exons. NCBI's taxonomy places the organism in Eukaryota, Fungi, Ascomycota, Sordariomycetes, Hypocreales, Nectriaceae.
AUGAGUCGUCGGCUCCUGCUCCUGCGACAGGGUCGCAUGGCCAUCGCCGGUCUAUGCACCAUCAUCUUUCUCAUCCUCGUCUUUUGGGGUGUUAUCCACGGCAGUUAUGGAGUAUCCGAAUAUUAUUCUUUUUCCACAACGAGCUACUUCUACCCAGUAUCUGUCGACCCUGCCGGCAAGACGACCGAAGACCUAUGCGCUACCUUUCCCAAGCAUCUCCUCCAGACGAUCCAGCCUGUUCUGAAGAUGGGCCAUGCCGAUACGAAAGACAAACUCGACGCACAGUUCAAUAGCGUUAGUGCUUGUUUUGAUAAGGACGAGUUGCUGGUUUACUCGGAUCUUGACGAGACUGUCCACGGCCACCAAGCGAUCGAUGUCCUCGCCGAUUCACCUUCCAUCUACUACCAUGAUAACCCCGAUUUCGUCAACUACAUAUGGCAGAAGGAGAUGCGAGCCAAUGGAACUCUGGAUGUGGAUAAGGAGGCGACUGCGCGCAUCCAAGGCUGGAGAAUGGACAAGUUCAAGUUCCUUCCUAUGAUUGAGCGAGCCUGGAGAAUGAGACCCAACAAAGAGUUCUACUUUUUCUUCGAGACUGAUACCUACGUCUUUUGGGACAACGCCUUCCGCUUCCUCCAAACCUUCGAUCCCGAUGCGCCUUUAUACAUGGGCUCUCCGUCACCCGGUAGACACGACGUUAAACAAGACAUCAAGACAUGGUUCGCAAACGGCGGGCCGGGCUUUGUGCUCAGUCGCGGUGCGAUGAGGGCACUCCUGGUUCGUAAGACCACAUCGUACGGGCAGUAUGUCGAACCUCCGGCUGCGGAAAAGUGGCUUCCCAUGCUACGGGACGAUUGCUGCGGUGAUAGCGUAACAGGCUGGGCUUUGUGGAACGUCAGUGUGCCGUUGCGGGGGUAUUGGCCGCUGUUCAACCCGCAUCCUUUGCACAGUAUCCCGUUCAGUGACAAGUACUGGUGUCAGCCUGUCAUGACGCUACACAAGACACGACCAGAGGAUAUGACCAAGGUUUGGCGAUGGGAGUUUGCUCAAAGACAGCUGGGUCGCCCGUUGCUUUACUCUGAUGUCUGGAAAUUUCACCACCCAGGCGACCGCGAAGUGGCCGAGAAUUGGGACAACGGAAAAUGGGAUUACUGGGUUGCGCCGCCUGAAGCAAGGGUUGAUUCAUUCGAAGCAUGCGGAAAGUACUGCAAAGAGAGCAGCGACUGUCUUCAAUACAACUGGCGAGGGCGAGACGAGCAAAAAUGCGUUCUCUCACGAUCAUUCCGUGUUGGCGACCCAAGACAACCAGAGAAGAUUGUUGAACCCGAGAUCAAAGACGAGAAGGGCAAUGUCAUUCCACCACCACCUGAUCGCAAAGAUCGAUGGGUGGACUUUAAGUCAGGAUGGUUGACGGACAGGAUUGAACAGUGGAGGAACAACAGGAAUUGCACAGAAGUGCAGUGGGUUGGACCCAGUAUCAAGAGAAUCUUUUGA